Parnassius mnemosyne (clouded apollo) is the source of this 246-nucleotide messenger RNA. NCBI's taxonomy places the organism in Eukaryota, Metazoa, Arthropoda, Insecta, Lepidoptera, Papilionidae. The record is from the annotation of a GenBank genome assembly.
AUGACUGGCCUUCGUUUCAUUAACUGGUUAAAAGUUUUAGAUGAUCACAUCCAGAUUAAAUGUAGGCGCAUAAUUUUCUUCAUUGAUAACUGCCCCGCUCACUCUAAAGAUAUUGAACUAAAGAACAUCACGCUUGUUUUCUUACCUCCGAAUGCGACAAGCAAGUUGCAACCAAUGGAUCAGGGCAUUAUAAAAGUCCUUAAACAAGGCUACAGAACACGAUUGAUACAUCGCUACGUUCAAUAA